Molecule: messenger RNA, 1546 nt
Organism: Mercenaria mercenaria
Lineage: Eukaryota; Metazoa; Mollusca; Bivalvia; Venerida; Veneridae
Product: vitamin D3 hydroxylase-associated protein-like
Exons: 14
Coding region: 173-1546 (457 amino acids)
Biological process (GO): fatty acid catabolic process
Molecular function (GO): amidase activity; fatty acid amide hydrolase activity
Source: RefSeq, a predicted model, not a curated record
AAUUGGCCCAAAGAAAAAAAAAAACAAGACAAAUUUCCCGGUUUUUUCAAAUUUUUCAUUCAACGGUGGUUCUUUGGUUCCAAAAUACUAAGUGUUUGCAACGUAUUUUUCAUAUCUGCAUAUGUAAAUACUCCUUGAUCUUCAAAAUUAUUAUUCAUAUUCUUGGAUCAACAUGCUGGAUUUCAAUGAAGAUAUAGUCCAGAAAGCAGCUAUCACUGUGCUUGUUUCUCUGUCUGGUUGGUGGGUCAUCACCGCAUACUUGAAGAAAAGAAAUAUAAAGAAAAGAAUUGCAAAUAAACAAAAAGAAUGUACAACUUCACUGAGCAAACUUGAAGGAUACAUCAAAGAAAAUGGGUUGUCCAGGAAGAAACAAGAAGAUAUACUGAAACUGAAGUUUAUGGACCUACAUACUAGAAUUCAGAGGGGUCAGCUGAAGUCAGAGGAUGUACUGAAAGCAUACCAGGCAAAGGCUAUUGAAAAGAAUAAAAAUUUAAACUUCAUUGUCGAACCAGUAUGGGAAGCCAUACCAUUAGCAGCUGUAUGUGAUCUAGAGAAGAAAAAGGGAUUGUUGCAUGGUGUUCCAGUCAGCUUUAAAGAAAACUAUUUCAUGAAGGGCUAUGAGAGUACUGGUGGUUUGAGUGCACUUCUAGAUAAACCAGCUAGGGAUGAUGGUGUUCUGGUCAAAGUAUUAAAACACCAAGGAGCGGUGCCAUUUGUACGAACAAAUAUUCCACAGUCUAUGAUGACGUUUGAAUGCUCAAAUCCCAUUUACGGUACCACUGUCAAUCCGCACAACUUGAAACGGGGACCAGGAGGCUCAUCGGGGGGUGAAGCAUGUAUUUUAGGGGCAGAGGCUUCCAUUCUAGGUUGGGGAAGUGAUAUCGGAGGCAGCUUAAGAAUUCCAAGCAGUUUCUGCGGAACUUGCAGUCUGAAACCAACUAAAGGCAGGUUAAGUUUGAAGUCAUGUGAAGAGUUAGAUGGUGGCAACAUACAGACACUCAUUAGAUCCACACCGGGACCAAUGGGUAGAGAUGUUGAUACAGUCGUUAUGGGUAUGAAGGCAGUAUUGUGUCCUUACCAUUUUGAACUAGAUCCUGAUGUACCACCAUUACCUUUUAAUACAGAGGUAUAUGAGUCAGACAGAAAAUUACGUAUAGGAUAUUAUACAUAUGAUGGUAAUGUUCACUGUAUACCUGGUGUAGAGAGGGCCGUACAUGAAGCUAAAGCUGCUCUUGAAAAGAUGGGUCAUACGUUAGUGCCAUUUGAAGUUCCAAAUGUUGAAGAAAUGUUUGGUGUACUGUUCAUAAAGGCGUGUUUUGGUGAUGGUGGACAACAUUUUCUGGAUUUUAUGGACGAUGAUAUGGUCGAUUCUGCUAUUAAACUUCUCUAUUAUGUGUACAAACUUCCAUCCUUUAUGCAGAUCAUAUUGUCAUAUAUUGCCAGCUUCAUUGCAAAGGAAAGGAUUCCAGGUCUUCAGUUGAGAUCAAUGCAAGGAGUCAAAUCUGGAGUUAAGUCAGUGAUUAGAAUAAAUAAUGUUACACCAUGA